AUGCCGCGUCCCCUUCGUGCGCUGCUCCCAGCAACGGAGCGCUCCAGCUCCGCCUCAGAUGCAGCUGCGUCGUCUAAGAGGAAGCGCUCACAGGCAGUCGUUGCUUGUGAGGCAUGCCGCAAGAAGAAGUCAAAGUGUGAUGCCGAGCGGCCAACCUGCCGGAGCUGCGAACUGCGCGGCUCCGAGUGCGUCUACGAUGCGGAUCCAGCCGAGACACGCGGCCAGGCGCUGCGGCGCAAGUUCAACGCGCAGCAGCAUAAGCGCGGCGUCCACGAAGAGUUCCACCAGAUGCUUCGCUUCCGCCCCGAGGUCGAAGUGGUCGAGAUCCUGCGCCGCGUCCGUGCCGGAGUAACUAUCGAAGACAUUGUGCGCCACGCCCGCUCGGGCGAUCUGCUCCUCCAGCUGUCUGUCAGCCCCGAGAGACACUAUCACUACAGCUUGGGCCGCGUGCUCAACAUCCCCGAUUUCCUCAGGGCCAGCAACCAAUACACGACGUCUCUAGUCUACCGCAAAAGCUUCGAUCCCAAGUGGCACUGGUCGUCGCCGCCUCAGCUCCCGCCCAACGUGGCAGACUAUCGUGCUCUGUACGAAGCGCCGUUCCAUGUUGCGGAGAUGGUCGAUGCCGACAUUGACGCGGCGGAGCCGUCCAAGUGGACGUCUGUCUCGUCUGAUGACGCGCUGCUGCGUGAUAUUCUCAAGUCCUACUUCAUGCGCGAGUACCUCUUCUUUCCGUUCUUCCACAAGGACUCCUUUCUCCAAGACAUGAUCUCUGGCCGACGUCGCUUCUGCUCGUCGCUGCUCGUAAACGCUGUUCUCAUGGCCAGCUGUCAUAAUUACAGCAAACUCCAGGGCCGGUCCGAAUUCUGGAACCCCGAGUCUUUGACUUAUCGCUUCAUAGCUGAGACACGACGCCUCUGGGAGCUGGAAACCGACGAAAAGUCGAUAACUAGAGUACAGGCCGCCUUGAUUCUCCAAGGCCAGUACAGCAUAAAUGGGCUAGACAAGAUAAGCUGGCCUUACAUCAUCCAAGCGGUAGCCACGUCUGAGGAAAUUGGCCUCUUCACUACCUAUAUCCGUCCGAGCAGUCGAAAGUGGAGGGCUGUGCAGGAGAUAACAGCAUGGAUCGUGUUUUCGUAUCAAGCUAUGCUGUGCCUCCAUUUACACAGGCCACCGCUCAUUACAACACGUCCUGCGUUAGCACUCCCGGACAACCCAGAGGCGUAUGGAGAGAUCUGGGUCAAAUAUCCAACUGCCUCCACACCGGUGCCUCUCCAUUUGGGGCAGAUCUUCAAGACCAACAUAGGAUUUCGCACCAUCUUAUUCGACAUCUUAUGUAGCCUGCUUCCUUCACCUUCGGCAUUAGAAGGGAAGAAGAUACUGCUUUCGGUAAAUCAAGCAACGGAAUACCAUUCUAGGCUCCGAAAGUGGUACGAAGAACUACCAAGCUAUCUCAGCUCACAAAAUCUGAUACUUCCUGUACAUUUCGAUAUACAUAUGCAUUAUUGGUUCACCACGGCCCGGCUAUUUGAACAAGUUAGCGUUAUAGAAGAAGGUGAAGAUGCGGACUCCCCGCCAAUGGAAGAAAGCACCGGGAAAAUAAUCACCGGUGCGCUGGCAAAUCUACAAACACUCAUCCGGCUCUACUAUUCCUGCCAUGGCAGCGACUCAUACGACCCGUUUCUCGUUGCCAUGUGUUCAUAUAUUGGCUUCGGCGCGCUUCAUGCCAUUUCCCUGUUAGACGAUUCGGCCUCCGCAGUUCGUGAAGCUCACGAGUCAACGGCGCUUCUAUGCGCGGGCGUCCUCCACGACCAAAGCACCAAUGCCUACAUCUUUGAUAUCGUCUUCCGCCUCAUGCAGCAGAGUCUUCCGCCCGCCGUAGCUGCCGAGCUAGUCCGUUUUUUCCAUAUCAGCGAUGUUAAUCAGUCCAAAGCAGCUGUUAUAUCGCGCCACGUCCAGUCGUCCUGGCCAGUGACCGUGGCAAUGAAGCCCGGUAAUACUGAAGAUCGCCGGCUCGACAACUUGCUCCGGGCUAUCAAGGAGCUUUCUGUCGACGACUCGGACGACGCGGCAACGCCCUAA
Molecule: messenger RNA, 2079 nt
Organism: Trichoderma gamsii
Lineage: Eukaryota; Fungi; Ascomycota; Sordariomycetes; Hypocreales; Hypocreaceae
Exons: 5
Coding region: 1-2079 (692 amino acids)
Biological process (GO): regulation of DNA-templated transcription; DNA-templated transcription
Molecular function (GO): DNA-binding transcription factor activity, RNA polymerase II-specific; DNA binding; zinc ion binding
Source: RefSeq, a predicted model, not a curated record